Messenger RNA from Tachysurus fulvidraco (yellow catfish), 2127 nucleotides. Its product is annotated as mannan-binding lectin serine protease 2-like. Gene Ontology annotation, biological process: complement activation; proteolysis. Gene Ontology annotation, cellular component: extracellular region. The record is from RefSeq and is a predicted model, not a curated record. The transcript is spliced from 11 exons. Gene Ontology annotation, molecular function: calcium ion binding; serine-type endopeptidase activity. Lineage: Eukaryota; Metazoa; Chordata; Actinopteri; Siluriformes; Bagridae. Bases 45 to 2027 code for a protein of 660 amino acids.
GAACUUCACAGCAGCAGCAGACGCAGCAGCAGACGCAGGCAGAUAUGGUUAGUUCCACCAUGCUGGUUUUCUGUGUGUGUAUGUUGUUGGUGAGUGUGUGUCAGGCCAUCCAAUUGGCAGGACUGAUCCAGUCUCCCGGUUUUCCAUACGGAUAUGGCUCCAAUGAGUCUGAAACGUGGAAACGUUGCGCUCCGCCAGGUCAUGUCCUCGUCCUCACGGUGCUGCACCUGGACCUGGAGGAAAGCUUCGAGUGCGAGAACGACUUCCUGGAGGUAUCUGAGCACGGCCCCCUGGCUAAGUUGUGUGGCAGAAAGACGCCUGAGGAGUUGAGGUCUGUCGAGCUCCGCUCGUCCUCCGGAGGCUGUCUCAACAUCACCUUCCAUUCUGAUUACUCCAACACGGAGAGGCACACGGGCUUCAAGCUGUUUUACACAACACGAGAUGUUAAUGAAUGCUGGGAAAACACUGUGAUGUGUUCACAUUUUUGUCAUAACUACAUCGGAGGGUACAGCUGCACCUGCAAACCAGGUUACUACCUCGAUGAAGACCAACAUGAAUGUCAUGCCGAAUGCACAGAGCAGCGGCACGGCCCCGGAGUGUUAACGUCUCCCGGAAGUCCGGGGCCGUACUUCGAGAACGCCAAUUGUUCCUACCGUCUCUCUGUGAAUGAAGGAGAGCAACUGUGGUUCAAAUUCACCGGCGUGUUUGACGUGGAAAGCAGACACGGACGAUGCGUCGACUUCGUCAAAAUCAAGACGGACAGGGAGACGUUUGGACCGUUUUGUGGCAAAGAGAAACCCGCCGACAUCCUGGCCACAUCCCAGCGUGCUGAAGUCAUCUUCUACUCGGACCUGGAGGGAACGAAUCAGGGCUUCACGCUCAAGUACAACGCAAAAGGAAUGGAAUGUUCUGGAAAAGUGACGCCGGACGCCAUCGUGUCUCCAGAGAGAGAUCAGUACAAAGUGGGCGACUCGAUCCUGGUGCAGUGUGUGACGGGAUACGCUUUAUCCGACGGUGAUGAUGAUAACUUCGAGUCCACGUGUCAGUUAAACGGGGAGUGGAAACCCAAAUACAGCUGUGAACCGGUGGAUUGUGGACUUCCUGACCUUCCAGAGCUGAUGAAGCUGACGGAGGAAAAUCCAGAGACCACAUACCAGCACAAAAUCAGUGUUAGCUGUUCUAAAGAGUUCUACAAACUGGAAGGAAAUGCCAACUUCACCUGUCAAGCUACAGGAGAAUGGGUGGCUGAAAACGGAGAGAUCCUUUCAGAAGAAUCACCGCAGUGUGUCCCAGUGUGUGGCAUAACUAAAUCAUCUGCUGGUGGUAGAGUAUUUGGGGGACAAGAUGCCAAACUGGGUGAAGUUCCCUGGCAGCUCCUGGCUCGAUAUCCUCGAGGAGGUGCAUCUCUAAUAAACGAUCGGUGGGCCAUCACGGCCGCUCAUGUGGUGGAAAACAAGAAAACGAUGACUUUCAUGGGAGGGAUGGUCAACAUAAAUGACAAAAACGCGUUCCACAUGGAAACUGAGGCGAUAAUAAUUCACCCUGACUAUAAAAAAGAUACCUACGAUAAUGACAUCGCCUUGGUGAAGAUGUCUUCUCGGGUUCCUCUCAGCAGAAAUCUCUUGCCCGUGUGCCUUCCAAAGACAAAAACCGACGGACCAGCAAUGGAGAAUAGAAUGGGGACGAUCUCUGGGUUUGGUGCAACAGGAGAAACGGUGCGAUCUGAGAUCCUGCAGUAUGGACACGUGACAGAAUUUCCAGGUGUCUGCGUUGAAACUAAACUGGUCGUCACUAAUAACAUGUUCUGUGCUGGUGGGAAAGACAACAACUUGGACAGCUGUAAAGGAGACAGCGGGGGUCCGCUCGUCAUUCCCAUGUUGGGGUACGGAUCUGCCGAAACACCUUACCGCCUCAAGGGGAUAGUUUCGUGGGGUCCUGAACUAUGUGGGAAAGAGUAUAAAAAAGGUUAUUAUACCAAAGUGGAGAAUUACCUGCAGUGGAUUAGUGACACCAUGAAAAACAACUAAAUUUUUAAUAUGAUUGGGUGAUUUAAGAGAAAUUCUACAGCAUUCACUUCAAAUUAUAUUUGUGAGAAGUUUAGAUGUAAUAAAAACAUUUCAAAUGAUA